Messenger RNA from Chelmon rostratus (copperband butterflyfish), 2521 nucleotides. RefSeq names its product transglutaminase 5, like (gene tgm5l). Gene Ontology annotation, biological process: peptide cross-linking. Bases 66 to 2120 code for a protein of 684 amino acids. Lineage: Eukaryota; Metazoa; Chordata; Actinopteri; Chaetodontiformes; Chaetodontidae. The transcript has 14 exons. Gene Ontology annotation, molecular function: protein-glutamine gamma-glutamyltransferase activity. The record is from RefSeq and is a predicted model, not a curated record.
GCUUUAUAUAGCUGCAGCAGGGGACAGUGGGGACAUAAAGCAUUGCGAGAAAGAGACACUAACAAAUGGAAGACUUGAGGAUACAAAAUGUCGACCUGGAAAAGUUUGAAAACCAGCGGGAGCACAGGACUGAGGACUUCACCAGCUCCAAAGCCCUGGUGGUGCGAAGAGGAGCCCCGUUCAGGCUCAGUCUGCAGCUCGGGGGCCGACCCUUCAACCCCAACACUGACUCUCUGACCAUUAAAAUUAUGCUAGGCCGCCUGUAUGUGAUGAUGCCCGUCACUUUCUCCACGAAGGUUUCUACCUCACACUGGAAAGCGUACAUGGACCCACGGGGCCUGAACCCCCAGAGACCCUCCAUAUUCAUCUUCUCUCCCGCCACCUCCUCUGUGGGCGGCUACAAAUUUGAGCUCUGUCUGUACACUCAGAAUGGCCAAAGGAAGUGCACCUAUGGCAAAUUCAUCCUGCUCUGCAAUCCUUGGUGUCGUGAGGACGCAGUGUACAUUCCCUUUGAGGACCAGAGAGAGGAGUACAUUCAGAGUGACUCUGGGUUGCUGUUUAUGGGGACGCCAAUGAACCUUGCGGCAAGACCGUGGUCCUUUGAUCAGUAUGAGCCUGGUAUUCUGGAGACGUGCCUGAGUCUGCUCCAAAUCAGCCCUCAGCACCAGAAGAACAGGAGACUGGACUACCAGAACCGAGGAAACCCCAUCUACAUCGGCCGGGUGGUGUCUGCCAUGAUCAACAGCGAAGACGACCGCGGGGUGGUGAAAGGAAACUGGUCAAGCAACUUCUCGCAGGGAGUUAAUCCGUCCUUGUGGACUGGGAGCAGGGACAUCUUGAGACAGUGGGCUCAGUCUGGUUACAGCCCAGUCAAGUAUGGACAGUGCUGGGUGUUCGCAGCUGUCAUGUGCACAGUCAUGAGAGCUUUUGGCAUCCCCUGCCGCGUCGUCACAAACUUCAACUCUGCUCACGACACCAACGGCAACCUGGUGAUUGAGGAGUACUACACCGAAACGGGCCGGAAGCUGAACCACAGCAGAGACAGCAUAUGGAACUUCCACAUUUGGGUGGAGUGCUGGAUGACUCGGCGGGAUCUGGGAUAUGGAAUGGAUGGCUGGCAGGUUCUGGACCCGACCCCCCAGGAGAGGAGCAAAGGAGUGUUCUGCUGCGGCCCAGCUCCGGUCAAAGCAGUCAAGGAUCGGCGUAUUGACCUGUUUUACGACAUCCCUUUUGUCUACGCCGAGGUGAACGCCGACGUCCACACGAUCAUAGUGAGCGACGGCCGAGUGCUCGGCUACAGCAACGACACAGAGAGAGUGGGAUCCUUUAUCUGCACCAAAGCCGUGGGCUCACCCAGACCCCAGAACAUCACACGAGACUACAAAUACAUCAAAAGCCCGACUUCAACGCUUAGGUCAAGAAGUUCCACACUGUCCGAAGACUCAACGUCAACGAGGGCAGGCCCGUCCAAGGGGGUGGCAGUCCUCCUCGUCCUGGAUAAAGCUCCUGUUGCCGGGGAGCCUAUCCGCUUCACGGUGAAAGCCAUCAAUAAGCAGAGCAUUGCCAAGAUGGUGAAGGUGCAUCUCAAUGCCCAGGCCAAAGAAUUCAACCACAGCCCCUCGGACACCAUCUGGGAAAACCACAGUGUCAUACAACUGGCACCCAUGGAAGCCAAGGUAAUCCAACAGCAGAUCCUCCCAGCGCAGUAUGAGGAUGUGAUAGGAGACAACCUGAUCAACCUCGCGGUCGUCCUGGAGGACAUGAACAGUCAGGAGCGGGUCCUGGCCUCAGAGGAGUUCAAUAUCGCCAGCCCGCAGCUCACCAUAGAGGUUGCAAAUGAAGACUCCAUCGUGGCGAACAAAGAGCAAACCGCCACAGUGAUCUUCACCAACCCGUUUUCAUACCCGGUGAGUGGAGUGCUGACCGUAUCCGGGGCCGGGCUGAUCCAGGACAGGGUUCGCUUCAGGAUGUCGCCGCUGCGUCCAGGAGGAAGAGCGGAGCAGCACAUCACCUUCAUCCCCACCAUGGCGGGAACAAAGAUGCUGCAGGCCGACCUGUCGCUCAAAAAAAUCAACUCCACCAUCAGAGGCUUCAAGAUGGUCUUUGUCAGCAGGGCUUAGGUCCUGUUUUUUUUUUUUUUUUUUUUUUUUUUGCUAUUCUUCUGGCUCAGGUGUCGCAUUUGGGCACAAAACUUACAUUUCUGAUGUCAGCAUUGUUGCGCUUCAUAAACCCACGUUCCAUUUAUGUUGUAAAUACCAAAUGAUGCCAGGACCUGAGUCAGUUGCAGAAGAAAUGCCAAGAUUACUGUUAUUCCCUUGCAUUUUUUCUAUUGCUUUGUAUCAUAUACAUGUGAAAAUAAGUUAUUUAUUUUGCUAUUUAUUCAGCUAUUUGUGUUUGAGCCAUGAAAAUGAACAUUGCUACCUGAAAAUCCGCCUUUACUUGAAACUGAAAACACGUAACAGAUAAUUUUGCUUGUACUUUAUGCCUCAAAAAGUUAAAUAAAAUAAUGUGUUUAAAUCUA